UCUGAAUUUACAGCAAACACUUUUGGUCAUCCCAUAGGGGAAAAUGUCCGGAUUCCGUGUAUUGGACGAGGAGGAUCGCCUGAUGCUAAUAUCGUGGCUCAAGGAGCAUAACAUCGAACUGAAUCAUCGCACCAGGACCGAGCUACGCGAUGCUUUCGCGGUGGCCAAGAUCUGUAAGAGGAUCCACCCCGACUUGGUUGACCUCCAGGUCUACACGCCCAGGUGCAGCAUGACCCAAAUGCUGAACAAUUGGAAGAUAUUUAACGACAGGGUUCUCAAGAAACUGGACCUGAACCUGUCCCAUUUGAUGCUCAAGGAGCUGGCAGGUGGGGCAGCGUGUGCCAUUGAAUCAAUCCUCUAUAAACUGAUGACCACCGAGUAUGCCCUGAAACGAGGAGAGGGCAAGUUCAGUCUAGCCAAGAAACCGCUAGACAGACAGACCAAGAGUGAUUCACUAAAAGGUAUCUGAAUCCCUGAAUCCCAUGGACACAACCUAUGGGGCUACAGAAAAUUAUAACAAUGGCAGUCAUUGACAAAAGGUGCAAAAUUUAAACCGCAGAGUAACCAGAGAAUCGAGCUUAAAUAAAUAAGGCACAAAACCCAUUGCUUCGCACCACAAAUGGUUUGGUUUUCUUCUGAUGAAUUUAUGAG
Molecule: messenger RNA, 651 nt
Organism: Drosophila persimilis
Lineage: Eukaryota; Metazoa; Arthropoda; Insecta; Diptera; Drosophilidae
Product: sperm flagellar protein 1
Exons: 2
Coding region: 44-469 (141 amino acids)
Molecular function (GO): protein binding
Source: RefSeq, a predicted model, not a curated record